AUGCUCUCUGAUAUCAACGGUGUUCCUAUUGAUCAAGCUCUCAAGGAAAAUGGCUAUGUCAUUGUCGAUGGUCUCAUUCCCUCCGACAUGAUCGAUGAUCUUAAGGCCGCUUGUGAUCGUGUCGUUGACAAGGCAAGAAAGGGUGAAUGGAAGCAUCGUCGUCUUGUAGGCACUCAAUUCCCACCAUGGACCGAGGGCACUGAUGUGUGGGGCGUCCAACACAUGAUGCAUCCCGAUUUGAAGGAACCUAUCUUUGCAAAGUGGUAUGGUUCUCCCAAGCUUCUUGAAGCUGUUUGCCAAUUGCUCGGUACCAGCAAUGAGAAUCUCCAACUCGAAUUGUUCAAUCUACUUAUUAACCCUGAGGAAUCCGAUUUCGACUUGACAUGGCACCGAGAUGCUAUUCCUGCGGCAACGAGUCCCGAGGAAGAAGAGACCAAGCUGACCAUUCCCCAUUAUGGCACUCAGUGGAACACGGCCUUGUACGAGGACGAAUGUCUUUACGUUGUACCAAAGUCGCACCGACGUGUUCGCACCGCUGAAGAGCGUGAUAUCACUUUGAAUGAUCCCAAGAGCCACAACAUGCCUGGUCAACUCAAGGUCCAAUUGAAGCCCGGUUACACAGUCUUUUAUGACAAUAACAUCUUGCAUCGUGCUGCUUACUUUUGCUCAAAGAAACGUGCCACUUUGCAUGCUUCCAUGGGUACCGUCGAAGGUGGCCAUCAUCGUGCUGCUACCAUUUUCCAACAUGGCCUUGACUGGAUGGAGACUGAUGCCUUCCGUGAACAAUUGCCCGAAUCGCUCAUCAAGCCUUAUGCCAAUGUCCGUGCCAUGGCUGAAAAGGCUACGGCCGGCAAGCUUGAAUCUAAGCCUAUCCAUGAAGGUCUUUAA
Molecule: messenger RNA, 888 nt
Organism: Lichtheimia ornata
Lineage: Eukaryota; Fungi; Mucoromycota; Mucoromycetes; Mucorales; Lichtheimiaceae
Exons: 4
Coding region: 1-888 (295 amino acids)
Source: RefSeq, a predicted model, not a curated record